Messenger RNA from Halichondria panicea, 1570 nucleotides. RefSeq lists its product as uncharacterized. Lineage: Eukaryota; Metazoa; Porifera; Demospongiae; Suberitida; Halichondriidae. The transcript has 6 exons. The coding region runs from base 1 to 1176 and encodes 391 amino acids. The record is from RefSeq and is a predicted model, not a curated record.
AUGUUCAUACUAGCUGAUUGUAUUCAGUGCUGCCUGUCACUGGAGAAGCUGGAUUGUGAUAAGUGUCGAAUUACUUCAAACGAUAUAUUUACAUUAUUGUCACACCUAAAAUUCCACGAUAUUCAACUAAAGUGUUUAAAACGGUGGGACCUUCAAGACAACAGCAUCGAUGAUGACGCAGUGAAUACUCUUAUUACGUAUUUGCCUUCAGUGUUUCCAUGCAUUGAGGAUAUUGAUCUAGAUGAUAAUCUCGUGAGUACAGAGACAGUGAAGAAACUUGAUGAGUUUUUGAAGGAGAGAAACACGACUGAAGAUGAGGAGUUUGAUUCCACUAGUUCUGAAUCAACAACACCUGAUGAUGCAAGUGACUCUCUGCCAGAGCACACUAGUACUGAUUCUAUCAGUGAGGAUACGGACUUUAAAGCUACUGAUGAAGAUCUGAAUGCACUAAAGGAGGAUAGGUCCCCUACAGCUAGUCAGGAUUCCACAGCUGCUACUGAUAUUUCCAAUUUAACCAGCCAAAAACAACAGCUACAAACAGACUCGUUAUCUUUUCCUUCGCAAGGUUUGCCUAUUGAAACAGUAAAGAGAGACGCUGAAGUCACUAACGAGCAGCUUGACACAACAGUAGAAGAAACACACCUCUCUGAAAUGUCGUCACAAUCUGACAGCACCCAUAACGACUAUCUUAUGGAGCAAGGCCUCUCAUCUGGACAACAAUGUGACGUGAGGAGUCAUGCAUUCGUACCCGGCACUCAGGCUGCUGAUCAUGAUGUCAUGAACGCUCCUGAGGUGUCUCACACACUAAAAGAAGUACCUAAUAACAGCCUGACCAUUGAAGCACUAAAGAGGGAAACUAAUAUCACUGACGAGCAGCUUGACACAAGAGUAGAAGAAUUAGACCUUCCCAAAUUAUCUUCAUAUUUCGACAACACUAAUGACUAUGUUGAAAUACUGGGGCUCUCACCUGGACAGCAAACUGAUGUUAUUGAAGAGAAGGCUAGAACAGCAUUGAAUCGAAUACAUGCUGGAAUAAAGCUGGCUCUGAAAUACUGGCUGAAUAGAGUUCUUUCAGAGGGUACCUUCAGAGCUCUGCUACUCAUCCUAAUCUCCCUGGACAAAGGAGACGUUGCUAUCAAGGUGGCACAGUAUUUGUCAGCCAAAGGUGCUAUAUAGAUGUUAAAAAGUCAAUAGCUAUAUAUAGUGCAUGCAUGUGAACAUUAUUCAAUUAUAGCUAGUUGUAGAGUAGUUAUUAUUUCGUUUUUUGAGAGACAAAUACUUGAUGUGUGGUAACUGAUAAUUUAUUUUAGUUUUUCAUAGAUCAUUAACCUUUUAUUGUACAUAUACACAUAUCAGGCUGUUUGUUUCCUACAUCAAGAAUUCUGUAUUAUAAUCAUGUUAUAGAUAGCUCUCACAUCCUGUAUAAUUAUCAGUCUCAUUUAUAAAAUCGAAUAAUCAGAUGUAUACGUACUAGUUGAUCAAAAAAUCCACACAGAUUCUGACACACACACACACACACAAUGGUGUUUUUGCACUAAUUUUAUGUCUUUGAAAUGAACUCUCUCCUUCA